Messenger RNA from Salvelinus namaycush (lake trout), 5957 nucleotides. Its product is annotated as recombining binding protein suppressor of hairless-like. Gene Ontology annotation, molecular function: RNA polymerase II cis-regulatory region sequence-specific DNA binding; DNA-binding transcription activator activity, RNA polymerase II-specific. Gene Ontology annotation, biological process: regulation of transcription by RNA polymerase II; Notch signaling pathway. Bases 138 to 1616 code for a protein of 492 amino acids. The record is from RefSeq and is a predicted model, not a curated record. Gene Ontology annotation, cellular component: MAML1-RBP-Jkappa- ICN1 complex; nucleus. The transcript is spliced from 11 exons. NCBI's taxonomy places the organism in Eukaryota, Metazoa, Chordata, Actinopteri, Salmoniformes, Salmonidae.
GUACUCCUCUCCCGCCCCGUUUCUCUCCUUCUCCCUAGUCCCUACAUCGCCAGUCUGCUUCUGUUGUCUCGGCGGAUUGUUGGUUUGGGGAGAAAGGAUAUCGCGAGUGUUGGAGUUUUGGUGAGAGUUUGUGGAAGAUGGCGCCUGUUGUGACAGGGAAGUUUGAGGAGCGCCCUCAACCACAGCGCUUAACAAGGGAAGCGAUGCGGAAUUACCUGAAGGAGCGAGGAGACCAAACUGUCCUGAUCCUGCAUGCAAAAGUUGCACAGAAAUCUUAUGGCAAUGAAAAAAGGUUCUUCUGUCCUCCCCCGUGUGUGUACCUGAUGGGCUCUGGCUGGAAGAAAAAGAAGGAGCAAAUGGAGAGAGACGGCUGCUCGGAGCAGGAGUCUCAGCCCUGUGCCUUCAUAGGGAUAGGAAACUCUGACCAAGAGAUGCAGCAACUCAACCUAGAGGGAAAGAACUAUUGCACAGCCAAAACCUUGUACAUAUCAGACUCCGACAAGAGAAAGCACUUCAUGCUGUCCGUCAAGAUGUUUUACGGCAACAGCACAGACAUCGGCGUCUUCCUCAGCAAGAGAAUCAAAGUCAUCUCCAAGCCCUCCAAAAAGAAGCAGUCCCUGAAGAACGCAGAUCUGUGUAUUGCAUCGGGGACCAAGGUGGCCCUGUUCAACCGGUUGCGGUCCCAGACGGUCAGCACGCGCUACCUACAUGUGGAGGGGGGGAACUUUCAUGCCAGCUCCCAGCAAUGGGGUGCCUUCUACAUCCACCUGUUGGAUGACGAGGAGUCCGAAGGAGAGGAGUUCACUGUGAGAGAUGGCUAUAUCCACUACGGACAAACGGUCAAACUGGUCUGCUCUGUCACCGGGAUGGCCCUGCCACGACUGAUCAUCCGUAAAGUGGACAAGCAGACGGCCCUGCUGGAUGCAGACGACCCCGUCUCCCAGCUCCACAAGUGUGCCUUCUACCUGAAGGACACAGAGCGCAUGUACCUGUGCCUUUCCCAAGAGAGGAUCAUCCAGUUUCAAGCCACUCCAUGCCCAAAGGAACCAAACAAAGAGAUGAUCAACGACGGAGCGUCCUGGACAAUCAUCAGCACGGACAAGGCUGAGUAUACCUUCUACGAGGGCAUGGGCCCCGUCCACUCGCCUGUCACCCCCGUGCCUGUGGUCGAGAGUUUACAGCUAAACGGUGGUGGGGACGUGGCCAUGCUGGAGCUGACGGGACAGAACUUCACUUCAAACCUGAGGGUCUGGUUUGGAGACGUCGAGGCAGAGACCAUGUACAGGUGUGCGGAGAGCAUGCUGUGCGUGGUGCCUGACAUCUCUGCCUUCCGCGAGGGCUGGCGCUGGGUGCGGCAGCCGGUGCAGGUGCCCGUCACGCUGGUGCGAAACGACGGGAUCAUCUACUCCACCACACUCACCUUCACCUACACGCCGGAGCCCGGGCCGCGGCCGCACUGCAACGCCGCCGGAGCCAUCCUGCGGGCGGGCAGCGACCGCCUGCUCACGGCUAGCAGCAACAUCGCUAACAACAGCGACGCUAACAACACCUACGGCCCCAACGGCUCCAACGCAGGAGUCACGUCCUCUUCCACGGCCGCCACUGUGGUGUCCUAACACACACACACAUACACUUAUACACACAAUAUGCCUUGAGAGCAAAACGUACCACAUGGUAAGAAAAGACUACAAAGUAAACUGACUCUCUAAAAGUGCUGCAUAUUGAUUUUGGAUACAAGAAAAAGAAGCUGAAAUAGGAAAUUGGUUGGACAAAAGGGAGGAAGAGGAGGAAUUCGAAGGAAAGAACGAUGUCAAAAGUUGUCAACCAACGGAAGUAAGCGAAACUGUGUGGAACUCCUCGCCGCUACCAUCUUGUCUCUGGUGUUGAAGCUGUGGAAUAAGUUCCUAUUGGCUCAGAGCACCAGCGCCUUUGACGGCCGUGAGAAAAUCGAUACCACAACAGCGAUGCAUCCGCCACAUGUAUAAAAUGUUAACAUAAAAGGAUAGUUUUUGUGCUUUUUUCCCGCCCCCCCCCUCUGAUAAUUGUUUUCCUCCUUUGUUUUUAUAUGUUGCGUUAGUUUGUGUAUGUUUCUGUAAAGGGGGCGAGAUGUAUCGUUGUUGGAGGGAGAGCGAGGAGUGGGUAUAGAGGGACACAUAUAAAAACGUGUUGAUGAUAACAUCGUUUUUAUGGACCAAGGAUCUUGUAUAAGCUUUAGUAAAGGUACAUUUUCUCCAUACCUUUUUUUGUAUGAAAUAUAUAGUACACUUUUGUUACCAAAUAGUUUCUAUUCUCACCCUCCUAGCUUUGGCCUUUUUUGGGGGGGCCAUAUCCCGACCUGGCUUGUGUAUUAUAGCUACCCUUAUCGCCGUCAAACGCCUGCUCCCCCCCCCCCCCCUGGUCUUUUGGACGGAACGUUCCAUUUUUUGAUACUUUGCUCUCUAAAAAAAAAUGACUAAAGUCUGGGGAUUUCUUUUCGUCUUGUUUACCUAACCGAAGGUUCGGUUUGUGUUAGGAAGUCACCUCAGCAGGCCUCAUUUUGGAUUCUCAUUGGUUUUUAUGAAGUCUUUAAAAAGGAAAGCUUUAAGCAACGCCUCUGCCUUGUCUGCAAUACUCUCUGUGUGCUACUAGCUACGUUUCCGUUGGAAAUGACAUGUCUGUACAUCACACAAGGAGCCAUAGCGAAGUCUGCAGAAUUCUUCCAUUUUAUUUCAAACUUAAAAAAAAAAAAAACUAGACUUCCACUACCAGUUACAAAAUAGUUUUGUCGCUUCAACAUGCAUUUUAUGAUUCUAGUCAUCAAAUUGAAAAGGUAGCCUUAGAACUGUAUAUUAUUACUGUGCACACAGUCAGAAGAAAUCGUGUCGUGUAUCCCAUGUUGAGAUCAUGCCGCUGUAUUGGUCGCCACAGAAGUAUCUGACGACGUCUUGGAAUCUGUCGGCCCGUAUACUGUCUCACCGGGCCUUGGUGUCUUCCUGUGUGUAGUUCUCGUGGUAUUUAAAACUUCCAUUGUUUUGAGAAAACGGAAAAGACAGACACUUCCAAUUCGAUGUGGCCUUACCGCUGACUUAAAUGUCAAAGAGAACCGUUACCCUUCCAACGACCUGCCCUUUCCAUUCACGUAAAAAAACCAGCCCGUCUUAUCACCACUCGUUAAGUUGUUUCAUUGGACUACAUUACCCAUAAUGCUCCAAAUCCACAUUGUCAGCCUUCUGGAAGAUUUGUGGGCCUUUUUUAAAGAAUAAUAUUAACUCUGUUCAGUGUACAAGUACAACACUUCUAUAAAAUAUGUACUUUAUUAUCACAGUGCCCUGCUUUCUCCAUUUUGGCAUGGAUACAUUGUCUUGUGAGUGCUUUGAGCUCCUCUGUUUGGCCUCCUAAAAGCCUUUUUAACUAACGUCCUGUGGUUUUUGACCUCACACAACAAUUACGUGUACAUUGUAAAAGUCGCUUUCUGAAAGUAGCCACACUCACCGGCUGUAUUUGUGGUGAUCAAGUCUCCUGUUAGAAGUAAUACGGCCUUCUAGAUGUGUGUAUGUGUUAUCGAAUAUGUGUAUUUGGAAAAACGUACAGCAAUAUUGUACAGGUCACGUCGUCGUGUCUCUUGGGGUUUGUCUGCCUGACCACUAGUUCACCAGCCGGUGUGUGUGUGUGAGAGUGAGUGUGUGAGAGUGAGUGUGUGUUUGGCUCCUCUGUGUAGUCUAACAAUGGAUCAGUGAGUGAGACUCGCUCCAUUUCAAAGCGUGGUUGGGCGGGUGUGCACACCGUUCACGUUCCAAACAAUCAAUGCUCUUGUAAAGAUGGACUUUGGUGAUUGUUUGGGUCCCGCGCCGUCUUCCGACUUGAUCCAAAUAUAAAACAAGUGAUUGUUUCUCUCUCAUUGUUGGGAAAUAAUAUGUGGGUCGACAAAAAUACUAAAAAAGGCAAUACUUUGAUCAUAGUGUUACAGUGGAACUGUAUACACUUCCGGGAUGAACUAUGAUGCUUUAACUUGAAUGUCUGCUUAUUAAUUAAGACGUAUUUCUGGCCAAUGUCAUUCAUGUACCCAUUUAACAGUCAUAUCCCUUUAAUAAUAGGGAACAAGAAAAAGUGCUCUAUUCCCCCCCCCCCCAAAAAUGCAAACUUAAGGGAUGCUUUUUUCCCCCUCCCCAUUUAGAUUUUCCCCUCUAUUUUUCCAGCCAUUGAUGUUAAUGUAAACAGUGUAAUAUUGAUAUUAUUUUAAAUUAUUGGUAUAAAGUUUCCCCCCUUAUUUUAUGUCAAAGAAAUAAGUGCAUUAUUGCCCUUGUUGCCUGGGUUGUCGAUUUCCAAAAGGUCGGUCCAGGAACAGUUUCAUUUUUUCUAUGAAUUAAAGCAUGGGUGUAUCAACCUAAAUCGAAUAGUUUGUAGCAUCAAACCAACAUGAGCGUUUGUCACUAAUCACCUUUAAUAUGGAUAAAAAAAAAAUAAAAAAAAUGUUUUUACACACACAACAAAGAGAAAUGCUACUGGCCUUUCUUAACCCUUUACUCUAUUGUGAUAUGUCAAUAAGGUGGUCACCCAAAUACGUUUGGGUCUGCGCAGUGUUUUCAUCAUGCCCGUUUCAGCUGGUAAGAGGUGAGCUACCUCUUCGAUAUCAAAGUGAGUUUGGGGAACACCUCUCUAAUGCCUCAGGCGUCCUCCAGUCACUCCCCUGUCAUUCUGCUCGUGUUCCAUUUCCUUUUUUUACACUUUCUGUUGUCUCUCUGGGCUCCACCCUGCCUGCUCCUUACGUUUAUCACUGAUGCGUUGAGUGAGUUUGGAAGGAGUGGCAUUGCGCUGCAUCUCUUAAAACAGUGGAAGGGUAGUGCGUAUUCUCAUAUCUCUUUGAUUGUCUUUGCUGGGUCAUGUUCAGUAGGCAGGAAAUGGAAUGAAACGUUUCGAAACGUUUUGCGACGGUGCGCCCUAAUGAACAUGCCGCUGGUUGAACUGUUUUACGUGUACUCCAGAGAACAGUGGAGGCGUGGGGGAUUGGAGCAGGAGGAGAGGGCGGGUCCAGAGAGCAACUAUAUGGUCAAGGAGAGCAUCAGUGCUCCCCUUCCUCAGGUUUCACUCAACAAGGGGAAGGCAGCUCUCCCCCCUUACAGGGGUGGAAUGUUGUUACAUGGCUUUUUAACAAAAGCUUACCCAGCAAAAUACAAAAUAUUCUCCAACUUGUGUGAUGCUUUUUGAAAAAUACUGUAUACAUACCGGUUUUAAUUUUUCUGUCAGUCCAUGUUGUUUGUUUUGUUCUUCCAAAAGCAGCUGUUGUUUUUUGUUGUUGUAAUGAGCUCUGAACAAUGUGUGUAUGUAUCCUCUAAUAUGCCAAAUGUCUUUUUUACAAGGUAGAUUUCUCAUGCACUGCUAAACGAAACAGGACAGAGCGAGAGGCAGCUUUAAAUAAAUGAAAAGGCGUGUUGGGAGGAGCCUUUUCUCUGUUGCACUCAGCCUUACAUACUCCCCAAGACUAUUGGCUGGCUGCACUAUGAAGUGCUUUUACGCUUCUCUCUUUCUUCCUGUCUCUCCUCUGUCUGUGUACGUACAUUUUGACGUUCCCUCUCAUCCCUUUACACUCUUAGCUCUGUACGCUUGGCUUUGCUGCAGUCCGAUUUCUUACCCUUCCUUUCCUUUCCCCCUCACACGUCCUUUCACACACACUCUGUCUCCGUCUUACUGUCUCUCUCUCUCUCUCUCUCUCUCAGUGUAAUGUUCUAGUAAUGUUAAGCAGAGUGUCAGUCCGUCAGUGUGGUAGUAUACUCAGUGCUUAAAGGGUUGCUGAUGGUAGAAACCUGUGCAGUUUGUAACAUUUUAGCAAUAACGUGAAAACAAGGGGACAGUUUUUUGUUUUGUUUUUUGUACAUAUUGCAGUUCCAGUUCAUGCUCAAAUCCAUGUCAUUAAAAAAAUUACUUGCAAUAUUGGCAUAAAAAAAAUCAAGAAAUAAAAAGUGACAGAAUGAUGUGUGAAA